AUGACUUUCGAAAGCGAAGACGACCUACAGGUACAUUCCAUCCGUUGCCAUCGGAGCCGGCAGCAGUGCUCGAAGUAUCCGCCGGAGCAAUGCACCGUCUGCUAUCAGACGUUCACGAGCGCAAAAGCACUGGAACGCCACCGGGCGGACGCGGACGGGCAGCGAAAAGAAACCUCCCUGCAGUACCAGUGCCUCAUUUGCAACAGUCUCUUCACUCAGCAAGCGGAGCUGUUCGAUCAUCUUGAGUCUCAUGUAGCGGAGGUCUCGUCGAUGGAGACGAAUGACAAAGUGAGUGAAAUCCGGAUCGAGUUGCAGUCACCGCCGCCGGGGCAAACGAUGGAAGACGAUGGGGACCGGAUAGAUGAGGACAGUGUGGCCGAAACGUUAGGUGAAGUGUACUCAAUCGAGUUCGCGCCGGACGACGAAUCGUCCCAGACCGAAGAAUACAUCGAGGUGGACGCGAAGGAAGAAGAUGACGAACACGACGAUGGCGAGUACGGUGACGAGGAGGACACAGAUCGCGACAAGACACGGGUGGCAAAACAGGGGCCAAAUUGGCAGCAGUCCAAAACGCUGCUGCGGAAAGAAAUGUAUCAAAUACCGGAAAAGUAUCUGCGGAUCGUAUCGAAGAAGGAUGGCUAUAUGAUCGUAGAGUUAAAGCAGCACCGGUGCUGCUGCUGUGCCCAGUUUUUCGAAACUACUCACCAACUCGAGCAGCAUCUCAAGAAGCGCAACAAACGCCAGCAGCAAACGACGCCCAAAGAGCCGAAAGAGGAUUCGUCGUCCACUAGUCAUCGAUACACCUGCGAGUACUGCGGGAAACAGUUCAAGUUCCCGGUCGUUUACCAUUGCCACUUGCGCAUGCGGCGGCAACGGCAGUUCUACUUCUGCACGCUCUGCAAAACCGCGAUGGAGAGCGAAAAGCGUAUGCUGUCGCAUAUGGUGCACACGCAAAAGCACGCUGCGCACUUUAACCUACCGUAUGAGAAUAUUGAAGAUCGCUACUACUCCGUCAAAAUGCCCGGUGUGCGGUGCUGCGGAUGCGGGCAGCAGUUUACCGACGAGGAGGAGCUCACUGACCACGUCCGUGCGUCGCAUCCACCUGAAGCGAGCGAUCCCAAACGAUCGAGGCGUACGCAUCCCUUCGGAUGCGAUGUGUGUGGCCGUCGUUUCUCUCGCCAAUCGCAGCUCGAUAAUCAUACGGCCAUGGGAAUGGUAGACACACCGACGGGCGCUCGGACGCGCACUGUCUUGCAGUACUACUGCAAGUUGUGCUCGUUCGAUACCGCAUACCAUCGGCGAAUGGAGCUUCACCAGCGCAGUGCGAUCCACAGCCAGGUCCUGUCGACGAUGCGCCUUUGUCCGCUUCAAAACAGUGCCAUAAAGUUCGACCGGCUGCGCUAUUGUUGCUUCGAGCAGUGCAAGAAGUCCUUCACGGAUCUCGUUGAGCUGUAUGAACACGUUCGCGACAUCCACUCGGAAGCGCUGGCCAAAAACAAACGCACCGUACCCGAGCAGGAAGAAGAGAACGCCGCCACAAAAGCCGGAAGCGGCGCGGGUAUGGUCGAGUGUGAUGUUUGCGGUUUGCGGCUGAAGCACCAGACGGCGCUCAAAAGGCACCAAGCGUUGCAGGGCCCGCAGGAUUGCGUUUGCUCGGUCUGUGGCGUCAAGAAGCGAUCCCGCACCGUGCUGCUGGCACACGAGCGGACACACACCGGGGAGCGGCCUUACUCGUGCGAUGAGUGCGACAAAACGUUCUCCUCGUUCACGGCGCUCCGCUCGCACCAAAAGUGUCACCAGCCGCGCAAGCUAGAGUGCGACGUGUGCCAGGAACGGUUUGCACGGCUGGAAAAUCUGAAACGCCACGUACAGCUCAAGCACGGCGAAGCGACGCACCAGUGCCAGUCGUGCCCGAAGAAGUUUAAAACGCGCGAUACACUCAACAUCCAUUUGCGGACGCACACGGGCGAGAAGCCGUACAAGUGCCGGACGGAGGGCUGCGACAAGUGGUACGUGAACGUGUCGGACCGACGGCGGCACGAGAUGUCGAGCCACACGAUGGAGCGGCCACACAAAUGUAGCUACUGCGAGACUGCGUUCAUCCGGAAGCGCCAGUUGGCGAUUCACGAGCGGCGUCACACGGGCGAGCGGCCGUACGUAUGUUCCGAGUGUGGCAAGGCCUUUUUGGAAUCGGGGCUCCUGCGAAAGCACAUCCGAAAUGUCUGCCCGAAUGCCGCGAGCGAUGGAACGGUUGCGCCAGGAUAA
Anopheles cruzii is the source of this 2265-nucleotide messenger RNA. RefSeq names its product zinc finger protein 878-like. Gene Ontology annotation, biological process: regulation of transcription by RNA polymerase II. Gene Ontology annotation, molecular function: DNA-binding transcription factor activity; RNA polymerase II cis-regulatory region sequence-specific DNA binding. Lineage: Eukaryota; Metazoa; Arthropoda; Insecta; Diptera; Culicidae. The transcript has a single exon. The record is from RefSeq and is a predicted model, not a curated record. Bases 1 to 2265 code for a protein of 754 amino acids.